AUGCCUGAGAAGUCCGAUCACUUCACUGUCAAGUCCUCAUCAGGUUAUGAUUGCUACAAUUACCCACUUAUGCUGUUGCCAAAUAUGGAAGCAGCAGGAGUUGUCCAAGAUUUAAAAGUCAGGGUGAGCUCCCCGCUCACUCAGCCGGCUCGCGAUGGCCCUGCUCUGGGCGGAGCAUGGGGGGUGGGGGAGGGGAGGGACGACCGCGGCUCCCUGGGGACCCGCGCCCGGCCGCCCGCAGCGCCCCGCCUCCUCCUCCUCCUCCUCCUCUGGCUGCUGCUGGCCGCCAUCCUAAGUCCCCAGGAGUCCCUGGCUCAGCCUCAGCCCACCGUGGACGGCUGGAAGUCAGAAGAAGGGAAGAUGGAGGAAAACUAUGAGAUGAAUGUCCUACCUUGCUGGGAUUAUUAUAAGCAUCACAUGGACUCUGUCGAACAUCGGUGCAACUGGACCGCAAUCAGCAGGUUUUAUAGUGACCUGCAAUAUUGCUUGGAGUACAAGGCGGACCAGUUUGGCCUGGGCUUCCCCAACCCCUUGGCAGAGAGGAUCAUCUUUGAGGCACACCUGAUCCACUUUGCCAACUGUUCCUUGGUGCAGCCCACCUUCUCUGACCCCCCAGAGGACAUCCUCUUGGCCAUGAUUAUAGCCCCUAUCUGCCUCAUCCCUUUCCUUGUCACUCUUGUGGUGUGGAGGAGUAAAGACGCGAGGCCCAGGCCUAGGGCGGCAUGAACUUUCUCAAGAAACAGCUUCCUCCGCUCUCCUGCGGGACCAGGACUUUAAUCUCCUUCGUACCCUUUUCUUUCUCUCUCAUCCCCAACACAGACCCUUGAAUUGGUGGAAAUGGAAACCAGGUGGGAUCAUGGCGCAAUUUCUGUAAUCUGC
Messenger RNA from Jaculus jaculus (lesser Egyptian jerboa), 879 nucleotides. RefSeq names its product receptor activity-modifying protein 2-like. Gene Ontology annotation, molecular function: coreceptor activity. The transcript is spliced from 2 exons. The record is from RefSeq and is a predicted model, not a curated record. Gene Ontology annotation, biological process: regulation of G protein-coupled receptor signaling pathway; intracellular protein transport; calcium ion transport. Lineage: Eukaryota; Metazoa; Chordata; Mammalia; Rodentia; Dipodidae. Gene Ontology annotation, cellular component: cell surface; membrane; signaling receptor complex. The coding region runs from base 1 to 726 and encodes 241 amino acids.